Messenger RNA from Dictyostelium discoideum AX4, 270 nucleotides. RefSeq lists its product as hypothetical. The record is from RefSeq and is a predicted model, not a curated record. The transcript has 2 exons. Bases 1 to 270 code for a protein of 89 amino acids. Lineage: Eukaryota; Evosea; Eumycetozoa; Dictyosteliales; Dictyosteliaceae.
AUGAUAAUAAUAAUAAUCAAUAUAUUGAAAAUCAUUCAACAUUUGAAUCAUCAUACUCUUCAUCAAGUGCAUCAAUACAAAUUGUAUUCAUUAAUGAAAUUUGAUGGACCAACACGUGUAUUGGUAUUAUUUUAUGAUCUACCAAAGGAUGAUUCAUCAUCAGAGUUAUCACAAACUGGGUUGAAAAUUGUACUGAUAAUCUUUUGGUUGAAUAAAUUUCCACGAACAAUCAGAGGGUCACUACAUUUUGGAAACAGCUUUCAAGGGUAG